GCGCGUCCGCCCUCCCGCGCCACUUCCGACGCAGCGCUUGGUUCAGGUUCCGGGGCGCCGCGGAGCUCCCGGCCUGUGGGUAGCGCGUGGCGCUCUGUGGCGGCCGGGAUGGAGGAGGCCGGAGCGGUGGUGGCCACGGCCGGGGAGUCCGAACUGAACUUGUCCCGCCUCAGCGUGUCCCCCGAGACCCUGGAGUCGGAGCUGGAGGCGCGGGGCGAGGAGCGGCGCGGCGCGCGGGAGGCGCUGCUGCGGCUGCUGCUGCCGCACAACCAUCUGGUGUCGCUGCCGCGGGCUCUGGGCAGCGGCUUUCCGCACCUCCAGCUGUUGGACGUGAGCGGCAACGCGUUGACCGCGUUGGGGCCGGAGCUGCUGGCGCUGCGCGGCCUGCGCACGCUGCUGGCCAAGAACAACCGGCUUGGCGGGCCCGGCUCGCUGCCCAAGGGCCUGGCCCAGUCGCCGCUCUGCCGCAGCCUCCAUGUGCUCAACCUUAGCGGGAACUGCUUCCAAGAGGUUCCAGCCUCGCUGCUGGACCUGCGCGCGCUGCACACCCUCAGCCUCGGUGGCAACCAGCUUCAGAACAUCCCAGCCGAGAUCGAGAACUUGAGGAGUUUAGAGUGUUUAUAUCUUGGAGGAAACUUCAUCAAAGAAAUCCCGCCAGAAUUAGGAAAUUUGCCUUCUCUAAAUUACUUGGUAUUAUGUGACAACAAAAUCCAAAGUGUGCCUCCUCAGCUUUCACAGUUACAUUCACUUCGUUCCCUCAGUCUUCACAAUAACUUGCUGACAUACCUGCCUCGAGAGAUCCUCAACCUUAUUCAUUUGGAAGAAUUGAGUUUGCGAGGAAAUCCAUUGGUUGUUCGUUUUGUUAGAGAUUUAACGUAUGAUCCUCCAACUCUCCUGGAGUUAGCUGCACGGACCAUUAAAAUUCGAAAUAUUUCCUAUACUCCCUAUGAUCUUCCUGGGAAUCUUCUUAGAUACUUGAGUUUAGCCAGCAAUUGCCCAAACCCAAAGUGUGGAGGAGUCUACUUUGAUUGCUGCGUCAGACAAAUUAAAUUUGUGGACUUCUGUGGGAAAUACCGUCUCCCCCUGAUGCACUACCUGUGUUCACCGGAAUGCUCUUCCCCUUGCAGCUCUGCCUCUCACAGCUCCACAUCCCAGAGCGAAUCUGACUCAGAAGAUGAAGCCAGUGUGGCUGCACACAGAAUGCAGAAAGUUCUUCUUGGUUGAAAAGGGAAGCAGGGCGGUGUGAAACACUAAAAGACUGAGCAGAGGUGGUUAGAAAAGAGAAUAGACUUGGAAGUUCACUAGAAACCGUACCUUCAUCUUAAAUGUCCAUGACGGAGUUGGAGAUGGUGUAAAAGAUUUUGUGUUUCUAGCCAUUCAGCAGGAAUGAGUCCAGUUCCAUGUUUGGAUUCUUUUAAAUUCACUCUGAAUGGCAGUUUCAGAUUUAACUGAUUGUUUGCAGUUUUCACUCAAGUUUUGCAUGAAUCACACAGCAGAAUGGAACAUCCUGAAGAUGUUCCAUUGCUAUAAUAAACCAUGAGUGUUAACUUGUGAUAGUUGAUAUGAAGAUAGAAAUGAUCAAAGAUGUCAUUUUUACCAGAGUUGUCCUUGAGUUUAGGUUGAACACUAUACCGUAACAGGAUUAGCCCUACAUUCUUGUAUUGCCCAUAUGUCUAGAUUACAGAGUUAUUCGGAUAAGCUCACAGAUGGUUACAUAGGACCUAAACCUUUCUCAGCUACUGACUGGUAAAGUAAGGGAUAUAACUUUCAUGUGGGGUUUUAAAACUCUUCACUUCUGCUCCUUUGUUCUGUACGAUUGUUGUUACCCUUGUAUAAUCCAGCAAUGACUGUAAUAGUGCCUUAAUCAUAACAAGGAUUUAGAAAUUUAUUCAAGAAAUGAUACCAGAGCAGCCUAUAACCUGACAUACUAUGCAGAACACUUUAAAAUAUGCUUUAAUGGGACUAGGUAAACAGCUGUAUAUCUGACAUCUGAGCUCAUAGCCACCUUAACCUCAUUUUUUGUUUAAACAAAUCACUUUUAUAAUUAAUGGGAGGCCACGAUCUUGAUCAGUCUGUUCAUCAUAAGACAGAAUAAUAGUUUUGUUUUGUUUUUGUGGUACGCGGGCCUCUCACUGUUGUGGCCUCUCCCGUUGCGGAGCACAGGUUCCGGACGCACAGGCUCAGCGGCCAUGGCUCACGGGCCCAGCCGCUCCGUGGCGUGUGGGAUCUUCCCGGACCGGGGCACGAACCCGUGUUCCCUGCAUCGGCAUGCAGACUCUCAACCACUGCGCCACCAGGGAAGCCCAGAAUAAUAGUUUUUAAUGGAAAAAUCUGUCAGAUUUCUUUUAACAGAAAAGAGAUGUAAGAUAGGAAACUUCUUUAUGUCUUGCGUUAAAGGAGUGGGAAAAUGAUUUUAAAGGUUUUAGCAGUCCAGUAUGACUCCUUUGCCUGUGUGUACUGAACUGUAACUUCCUCUAAUUUUAAAGAAAAACUAGAGAAACAUUACAAGUGAAAUAAAAUUGGGCACAGCAGUCAUUGUGUUUUUACACAAUAGAACAGUUUCCAAAACAAGUUUAACCAUGGAGUAGUUUUUGAAAAUAAUAUAUUGAUAAAAUAUUUUAAAUGUAUUAAAUAUACCCUUAAAGUACAGCAGAAAAAUGGUUUCACAAAUUGCCAGUAGAAAUGACAAAUGUUUACUAACUAGUAUGCAGUAAAAAUUGAGUAACAGUACAACUGUAAGUUGACAUUGUAAAAUAAAAUACAUAGCACACAUUAGCAAUCGUUAGCUAACUAAUCUGUAAUAACGUAAUGGUUUGUUGGUAAAUACUACCUGUAGAGUAAUACAAAGGUCAGAAACACAUUGGAACAUCAGAUGAUCUCCCUUCUGACUUCUGGCAUUCAUGACUGGGGCACACCAUUUCCUAAAAGCAAGUUGUAUAAUAAUGAUAUGUACAUAUGUUAGGUUUUUGUCACAUAUAUUUUUUAUUUUAGAAGAAAAUAUACUGUAGGAUAGUUUGUUUGUUUAUUAUAUGUUAAAUCAUGAAACAUCAUGAGAGUUUCAUGACUGCAGUUGUGAAACGCUGCUAUAGAGUGAUUCCCUUCACUCUGUUGUAAUAAGAUUCUUUUUUCCUUUUGAUCCAGAAAUUUUCUGACUAUGUCUGUAGAAGUAAUGUAGUAUCUUUCUACUGCCUAGCAGAGUAGUACAUGGGUGAUUAUAUCAUAAAACGGAGGUAAUAAAAAGUCUUUGUUUACUUCUCCAUUUGAGCCACAGCAGGCUGCGUAUUACAAAAUUAUAAAAGAUAAAAGAUGAUUUAGGCAGUGCCUAAAUGGCAAGCCCAAAGUGUUUUGUAAGUAAGUGAUUUAGGUAAGAUACAUAAAAUAUUUUCAUAGAAAAUAAUGUAUUCAUAGUAAAAUAAAUUGAUAGGAGCAAAUUUUUCUGGCUUAAAUUCCUCGGUUUACUUCCUAAUUAAUUACCAGUUUGAUCUAAGUAACAGCUUGGGUAAUCUUCUAAGAGUUAGUCUUUGUGAAAUAAACAGGUAGAUAUGUAAAUAGAUGCUUAACCUUGCCAGAAGAUACACUGAUUGAUCUUUUACAGAUGUAAAUAGAUCCAACCAGAAACAGUUUCUAGCCUUUGCUGUGUAAUGUAGAUAUAUACAUUGUAUACAGCAAAAUGUCUUUCAACAAAAUGUUUGUUAUGCUUCUCUAUAUGUACAUUUGAAAAUCUCUGAUCAGUAUGCAGCUCUCUUUGGUGACUUUUACUGAAGUCUACAUUUUAGCUCUUAGUUCUAUCUUUUUUUUUUAUCUUUGACCUAACCUUUUAUAAGAGCUGCUAAUAAUUUCUAAGCUUUUCCUGAGCUGCUAAUAAUUUCUAAGCUUUCCCGUUUCUUUUCUCUACCUUCCCUGUUUUCAUAACUGGUGACUGUAGAAAUUAACCAGAAGUGAGUUACAGUUCCAGAGUCAUAUAGCUAACUAUGUAUUUAAAUUGAAAGUCUCUCUAGUUGCUGAGUCACUUGUUUGUGUGUAAGUUUUUGAUACUGCUCUACUUGGACAAUUUUAGUGACCAAAACUUCUGUGGAUAAAACUACUUAACCAAAGCAUAAAUGGGUUUAGAAUGGAAUUCUUCAGUGCUAAUAUUUGGAAUUGAAAUGGAACAUUGAAUAUUCUUAGUAAUCUUUAUUCCUAGAAUCCAAUUCUCUCAGUGUCACCAAACUGAGUCAGUGAAAUGGUCCUAGGAUUUUAGGAAAUAGGAAGAUUAGCUACUAUAACGUUUUGCUUCCAUGGUGCCAGGGAUUGGCUGACCUGAGGACAAGCUAGUCAGGGUUCUCAGCAUUCUCUGUAUUUGUGUAGUAGAGGUAGAUCUGAGGGUUACUGUUCAUAUUUUACUUCUAAAUGCUUCCUGGGGGAGUCUCUUACUCUGAAAUUCUUGAUAUUUGGAACUUAAAGUUAACAAAUGUAAAAGUAAAGACUUGUAUUAUAAACUGUACCUCAAACUUGAGAAAUUUUUGUACUAAUGUAAAGUUAAAAGCAGUCCACACUAGUGCAGGGUAAUACUGCAGACCAGUUCUACCAAACAUUGUAAAUACCAAUUUAAACAAAAGAAGACAAGGGAAAGGCUGAUGGUUGGAGUGUAAAAUGAAAGAAAUCUUUAAAAACCACAAAAGGCAGGGAAAGAGAAGUCACCAGACACCCAAGGAGAUCCCUGAGCCAAGAAAGUUUUUUAAAGUAAUACUGAAUUGUUUUGAAAUUAAGUGGCCCACUACCUACCAUCUGAAAGCCUGUUUAUCACUAAAUUUCUUCAGUUUCUGCUAGUGGGAGAUUGUCCACAUCCCUCCAUAAUGAAGGGCUAGCAAAUAAUUGGAUUUUCUUACACCCAGCCUUGCUCUUUCCAAAGGGAGAAAGUAAUACCUCGUUAACCUGGAAUUUGUGGUACACCUUUGGUUAAUGUUUACCUUUUCACUAUGUAAAAGAGAAAAAAUACUAAGCAAAUGAUUACUGCAAAUUAAGUUUGAUCUUAAAAAACAUUUUAGCAGUAGCUAUUUAUAAAAAAAAGUUAUUCUAAAUAAGACCCUUUGUGGGCAGAACUUUUUAUCAGUUAUAAUAUGUAUAUAUAGUAUAUAAAAUUAGUUAAGCUGCAUUUAUUUAGAAAUACCUAAUUUUUACCUAAAUGACUCCCUUUAUUCUCAUCCAAAGUAGAGAUUUUAUUAUGACAGUAUAACUAUCACUCCCCAUUUAGUCCAAAAUAGUCAGUUUUGAAGUUAUGUUGAGCAUUAACAACAGUAAAGGCUGCUGUAUAGGUUUUAGGCAACGUGACCUGGAAUUCAUAGUUCUGAUCCCCGCUGUACAGGAAAGAAGUAUUUGACCUUCACUGUUCCUGUAUUAAGCACUAUAGUCUAUAACAUUAAUCUGAUGAAUUUAAUAGCAUCCAAUUUUGUAUUUUAUAGUCAUGAUCUUUUUAAAGGUAGCAGUGCCUUCAGUUGUGCUUUGAAAGUAUGUGCCUUAAAUCUUCCUCGCUGGAGCCAAAGUUUGGGGAACUAUGUCAUUUAAUAAGUUGUGUGUGACAGCCUCAUGAUGCUUUGCUUUGAGUUGAAGGAGAAUGACUGUGAUCCUGAAGGACCCCUUCCACUAAAACUAGACCUAAUGUCUCUGAGUCUAGGGCUUUUGGAGAAGGAAUCCCAAUCAUACAUACUGUCAUAGAAGGAUUAGAGUCCCUGAAAUAAAAUCAGUGAAAAAGUAUAUUCUCGUUCAUAUAAAGAAAAUAUAUCUGCUACCACUAAGGGAUGACAAGUUCCUAACGAAUUCAUAUUAAUAGCAUCAUAUAAAGAUAUUAUUGCCAUGAAGCCUAGCACGUUUUGUGCUUUCUUUGUAAUACCAGGUUAAAAAGGGGGUAUGGUUUAAUAUUUUUGCAUGUAAAUAUCCCCAUUCUUUUUAUGUCUCUAUUUGGUUCAUAUUUGCUAAGAAUUGAUGUAGAAAAUAACAGUUCACUAACAACAAACAUGACACAUUAUUGAACACUCACAGGGUAAUAUUGAUUUGGGUGCUACUAGACUUUUACCUAGCACUUGCUGGUCAGUCUCAGUUUAUCGUAAGGGACAGUAUUCAAUCUAGUUAAUAUUAAAAUUUGUUAGUAUGAAGAAGAUUAUUUAUAUACCAUUAUACUAGAAAGCCAUGGUUGGAGAGACCAUCUGCAUUCAACAGAAGUUACUUUCUUCCUUUUGCUGUGAAUAAAUUGGGUAAAACUCUUAUUUUCAAUUCCAGUUUUGGGAAGAAACUGGGGAUAAGCUUGACAUCACUAUUGCUGGUACUACAAAAGCAUUACUAAAUUGGUUAAUUCUGUCUACAACUGGUGUUUUAAGAGAAUCCUUUCACUAACUUAAAUGGUUGACAAUGAUGUGUUACUGAGAAGGAUUAUUAACCUCAACAAUCACUUUACAACAAUUAUGGAGCAAAUGGUGUGCCUGCAAUUGGUGUCUGUUGCAUUUCUGAGCCCACUUUGUAUUCAUGAGAAACAAAAAUAUAAUGGGAGAAAUAUUUUAACCAGUAUUUUAACUUUUUAUAAAGUUUGGGACUUUAAAGUAUCAACAAAGGAUAUCAAAAAUAUAUGUACUUUUAUUACCUGAUUUCUUAAUUUUCUGUAUUUGCAUUCUUGUGACUUAAGAAUAUCUAUAUCUGUAGGUAUAUAUAUAUAUAUAUUUAAAACAAUGGUUACAAUAAAUGUAAUUCAGCAGUGUGACUCAAUUACAUUUUAUUUUUGGGACAAGAUAUAGUUUAUUGCAUCAAAUUUAUGUAUUACCUUGUAAUGGUAAAUGCUCUAAAAAGAGUAUUUAAGCUACUUCAAUUCUAUACCUCCUUUUUUUCCCCCAGGACACACAAAAGAAUGUGAUCUAAUAUUAACCGUCUGUGUGAAUUUUGCCUUAUCAAACAUUGUGCCUUAUUUUAUUAAAAGUGUUUUGUUGGAAUCUAAUUCUGUAUUCUGGAAAAGCAAAAAUAUUUUAGUUUUAAUUGGCAAGCAUUUACUUAAAAAAUCUAAAAUCCUUA
Orcinus orca (killer whale) is the source of this 7035-nucleotide messenger RNA. RefSeq names its product leucine rich repeat containing 58 (gene LRRC58). The coding region runs from base 109 to 1224 and encodes 371 amino acids. The transcript is spliced from 4 exons. NCBI's taxonomy places the organism in Eukaryota, Metazoa, Chordata, Mammalia, Artiodactyla, Delphinidae. The record is from RefSeq and is a predicted model, not a curated record. Gene Ontology annotation, molecular function: protein binding.